Molecule: messenger RNA, 2023 nt
Organism: Salvia hispanica
Lineage: Eukaryota; Viridiplantae; Streptophyta; Magnoliopsida; Lamiales; Lamiaceae
Biological process (GO): metal ion transport; transmembrane transport
Cellular component (GO): membrane
Molecular function (GO): metal ion transmembrane transporter activity
Source: RefSeq, a predicted model, not a curated record
CUCCACCUUCAAUACUAAUCUACUUUCUACUUGUGUUGACUGUUUAUAGUUAAUUGCAUAAAUAAUGUGCUAAUUUUGUUUGGUCUUAUUCAAAUUUUCAAGAUUAAAUCUUUAAUUUAUCCACAAUUUGGAUUUUCCCUGAUUUCAUUUGGGCUAAACAAAAACCUGGCAUUUCAGUUGUUCCGAGCUUCUGGGUUAAUUCAGGAAUGGCGAUGAUGAAAUCCUUGACUUAGUUCUUGCAAAAAUCAGGUUUAGAAGCAUGAAUUUGGGGAUUUAAGUUGAAUAAUAGGUGCUGAGAAAUUCAUUUUUUUUUGUUGAUAGAAUAAACCUAUAUUAAAAUUAGAUUGAUUUUGAGGAAUUUGAUGGAGCUCACUCAUGUAAAUUGUGAGGGAGAAAUUGAAGAGAGUGAGGGAUCUGAAAGGAUAAGUUUUAGGCAAAACCUAUUCCACCAAUCAAAUUACUCUGGUGUUGUGAGGAAAAAGGCCUACAUUUUUGAUGGAGAUGGGAAUUACUUCAACAAGGAAUGGGAUCUUGUGCAAGGCUCAGGCAAAGAGUUUUGUUGGUAUCAUGUUGAGCUUCCAAAAGGGAACCAUAAGCUCUCCCAGUUGGCUCAGCAUCUCAUCGACGCCCUGUCCCCGCCCCUAAAGCUCCAGGACAUCCUCUCCCUCAUCAGCAACGGCCCGUUUUGUGGCCACGUUGAUGGUGCUCUUGUGUUCAGAGUUAACUCUCCCGGCCCUGCGUCUAGCAAGUUCACCUUUAGGAUUGCAGCUAGGGUCACCGAGAAUUCAGUCAUCACGGUGUCGUUGGGGCGCGUGCCUAGGCUGGGAUUCUCCCCGGUGAAUGAGUCUUUGCUGUCGGAGAUCCCAAUUGUGGAGAGUUCGAGUAAUGACAGUAGGACUAGUGAAGGUAGGGAUAGAGGCGGGAUUGUGAUAAGGGAGCAUGUGUUGGAUUUUCUGCUGACUAUGAAUCAUUCAGAGGAAGCUGAUAAUCCUGUGCCUAAAUCUGUCGCGGAUCUUGUGGUGCACAUCAUUGAUACGCACGUGGAUCACCUUCAGGAUGUCGUGACCAAGCUUGAGAUUGAGCUGGAUGCGGUCGAGUUAGAGAUGGACAGAGGUGGUUUUGCUAUGAAGAAGCAAAUGUUAGACAGCCGAAGAUUCCCAAAAAUGAAUCUCGACUUGCAACGUCUAUUGCAGGUGAUCGCACACGGUGAACAAGUAUUUCCCCGAGUCAAGGAGAAGUGUUCGUCUAAAGAAUGGUUCAGCAGUGAAAACAUCAACGCGUUAGAAGAGUUGAUCAGUCGUAUAAGGAGAUUAAAGGAGAACGUUGGCUUCAUAGCCAACCGCGUCACAGCAAUUCAGGCUGGCCUCGACAGCUGGCAGUCCGAGCAAAUAAACCGAAAACUAUACUACCUCUCUUUCCUCUCCAUUAUAUUUCUCCCUCUGUCAAUAAUAACCGGAGUGUUCGGGAUGAAUGUGGGCGGAGUUCCUUGGACCGGACAAAGAGACCCCGCGCUAAAGGAUGGGUUUCGCAACGUGAUGAUGGUCUGUGCAGCGAUGCUUGCAGUCGUUCUCUUGUGCUUCGGUUUCCCGGCAUUGUACAGCCGUGCAAUGGCCUGGUGGAGAAGGCCGACUAUGCAACGAAGCUGGUCCCUCAACCGGAGGUCCUUCAUUAGGAGAGCCGGGAUGGAUGGAGGGAGAACAGACAGAGGGGGGUAUGUUCGACUUUAGGAUGCAGCGCGAUGAUCAUCGUACAUGCUAGACAUGUUCGAUCUUCUCCCUCUUUUGAUCCGGCAUCGUCUUUCCCGGGAUGGAUCGUUGUUGUACCUACAAUCGUUGAUCAUCUGCUAACUUUUACACACACACACACACACACACUAAUUCUUGGUUUGCUAGAUGUAGGCGAUUCUUGCAUUUCUUUUCUCCUUGUGGAUAUUGAUUUUCUUGUACAGGUGACAAGACUAUUACUUUUCAACUAAUUGAAACAUUCAACUCAGGCAGUUAUGAAAUUUAGCAGAUUUAUUGUA